Messenger RNA from Dermacentor andersoni, 1050 nucleotides. Lineage: Eukaryota; Metazoa; Arthropoda; Arachnida; Ixodida; Ixodidae. The record is from RefSeq and is a predicted model, not a curated record.
CACCUUGCACUCACUUUUCAUAUCAACGCACGGGCUCCUGUUAAGAAAACUACGAAGGUGAUCCGCGAUUACAGCAAAGCCGACUUGGCUUCCAUUACCGCUGAAAUGGAAAAUUUCGCAGCUUCUUACAUCGCUAAUUGCGAUCAGCGCUGUGUUGAAGAAAACUGGUGCAUUUUCAAAAAUAAAUUGUUGUCAUUAAUCGAACGUUUCGUACCGCAAAGAACAGUCGCUUGCAAGCCACGGUCCCCUUGGUUCAACCCCUUUUUGAAGCGACUACGUAACAAAAAAAAGCGGUUGUUUCGUCGCGCAAAAGCUUCAUGCAGUGACGCUGCUUGGUCCGCUUACUACCUCACUGAAAAUGACUACAACACAGCCUCCGCUAGUGCGAAACAGCAUUUUUAUUCUGUUACCCUUCCGUCCAUCUUGCAAACUAAUCCUCGUAAAUUCUGGACCAUAGUUAACGGUACACCAAGCAAAAUAAUCCAAUUAACAUACCCAAAUGAUCAACCUGUUGCUCCUGAAGAAUGCUGUAAUGUAUUUAAUGAUGUGUUCUCUUCACAUGUUACCACAAUGCCACGUGGAUUACCGCUUGUAUCCAAUUCUGGUUUUUCGCCCAUGGAUCCAAUCUCUAUUGACUGGGUUGGUGUUAGCUGCCUAAUUAACAAUCACAAAACGUCCUCCUCUGCCGGCCCAGACUGCCUGAACUCAAAAAUUUUGAAGUGUACUAAUGUAUUUUCUGCUGUUAUUUUGUCGCACAUUUUCACUCAGUCAUUACAGCAGUCUGUUCUUCCACACGACUGGUGCGUGGGAAAGGUGAUUCCAGUUCAUAAAUCAGGACGAGCACGGACUGGAAUCGCCUUCCCGCCUCAAUCGCACUCAUCACCGACCCUACUAACUUCAAGACCGCCGUUCAAAAUGCCUUUUGUUAGUAUUUUUGUUAAUACUUUUUUGUUUGUAUUUUUUACUGCAUUACUUCUUGUUUUGACUCCACUCCUUUCUGUAACGCCUUCGGGCCUUGAAAGUACGUGAAAUAAAUAAAUAAAUGAAUAA